UUCCAGUUACUGUUUUGUUAGUGCACAUUGAGAAUAAUGAAUUAUUAUUUUAUAAAUGUUUCCAUACUCUGACAUGCACUUCUUUUCAUGUGGCAGAGUUGCUAUUAUGUUCCACCAUCCCUUCGUCCCAAACUAACGACUGCUAGGACACCACCAUUUGCUGGAACAAGGGGAGCGUUGGAGCAGCAAUCUGCUAGAAAGGUCUCUAGGACUUUAUCCAGUGCAAAGCUCACUAGCAGUUUUCCUUCUCCAAAGUUGCAUGCUUCUAUAGGCACAGGUGUGCAGCGCAAAUUGGAUAUGGCUAACCAGGAUGCUAAAAAGAAUGAUAAAUACUUGAAGAGCUCUGCCAAUCAACAAAAAUAUCGGCCCCCUGGAAAGAGUAGUCCUAGUGAGUGGAUGCAUUAUGUUGAAUAG
This is a messenger RNA of Rosa chinensis, 414 nucleotides long. Its product is annotated as cyclin-dependent kinase F-4-like. Lineage: Eukaryota; Viridiplantae; Streptophyta; Magnoliopsida; Rosales; Rosaceae. The record is from RefSeq and is a predicted model, not a curated record. The coding region runs from base 88 to 414 and encodes 108 amino acids. The transcript has 4 exons.